ACUUGUUUAAUAAUAAUAAUUAUUAUGGAAAAAUUACAUGAAUAUCAAGGACUGAAUGGUCGCUUUCAUCAGUGGAGGGAAAAUAUUUUAGAAAAGUAUAAAAGUUUCAAAGAAAAUAACGUAUCAAACCUGAUAGAAAUAGCCAAAAACAAAGCAAGUGAUCAAUUAAAAGGAAAUAAGUGUGCUUCCGAGGACUAUUCACACAUAUACAGAUAUAAAACUCGAGCAGAGUUGGUGCGAGUGUCUACUGCUGUGAUGGGCAUUGAGUUUUCUUAUGCAGCUGAGACAGCGUUCGUGUCACCUACCCUGUUGAAAAUAGGCGUGGAGCAUCAAGCCAUGACACUGGUGUGGGCAUUGUCGCCGUUGGUUGGAUUCUUUUUAUGUCCCAUAUUAGGUUCGUUUUCAGACCGCUGUAAACUGAAUAUGGGACGACGAAGGCCAUUCAUAAUACUUUUAUCCAUCGGAGUUAUUAUCGGACUUCUUUUGGUGCCCAAUGGAGAAGCCUUGGGGUAUUGGUUUGGUGAUGAAAAUGCUCAUUCUCAAAUUAGUUCCAUGAAUAUUACUUCUGCGGAAACACAUAAUAUUAAUAUGUCUCCACACCGGGCAACGGCUUCGGAAACCAAAGUUCCAGAAAUUAAAAAAACUGCACAUCCAUGGGGCAUUUUCUUCACUGUAUUGGGAACUGUUUUACUUGACUUUGAUGCCGAUGCUUGUCAAAGUCCUUCAAGAGCGUACCUGUUAGAUGUGUGUAUUCCGGCGGACCAUGCAAAAGGCUUAUCUACGUUCACUAUAAUGGCCGGCUUAGGAGGCUUUUUCGGAUACUCAAUGGGUGGCAUAAAUUGGGAUUCAACGUCAAUAGGUCGACGUCUUGGUGGGCAUGUUAAGGCCGUGUUCACUAUUAUAACGUUCAUUUUUAUCGCCUGCGUAACAUUUACAAUUACAAGCUUUAAGGAAAUUCCUCUUUGGGUCUUACUAAAUCCAAAACCUAAAGCAAGUCCAAAUGAAGAUAAUGUCUUAGAAACGUCGGGUGUAAAUUAUGGAGCAUUUGACAAUAAAGACAUCUACAAAAGUGGCGAAAUUAAUGAACAGCUAAAAGCUACACCGCCGACCCACAAUUUGUGCGAAAUUGAUGCCAACGUUGAUGAAACUUCGUUUACGGAUAAUCAAGAAAUGUGUACUGACGAUGCACAAAUACCAAGCUUCACCGAGAAUACAGAUAUAAAGUCCAUGUCACAUUACUUAAACUCUAUUGUGUACAUGCCGUACUCUCUGCGCAUUGUCUGCCUUACAAAUCUAUUUUGCUGGAUGGCUCACGUCUGUUACUCAUUGUAUUUUACGGAUUUUGUAGGGGAGGCUGUAUUUGAUGGUGACCCAAAAGCAAUGGAAGGUUCAGCACGACAAUUACAAUAUGAAGAAGGCGUACGCUUUGGAUGCUGGGGAAUGGCAAUGUACUCCCUUUCUUGUGCCUGUUAUUCCCUUGUAAUUGAAAAGCUGAUACAACGUUUCGGAGCCAAGCCCGUAUAUGUUGGAGGACUUCUGUUUUAUUCAAUUGGGAUGACAUUAAUGGCUUUAACUAGAGCAAAAAUGAGUGUUAUUAUCUUCAGUUGGGCAGCAGGAGUGAUGUAUUCUACGUUAUUUACUUUGCCUUAUUUACUAGUGGCUCAUUAUCAUUCACUUGGCACGUUUGAAUUGGACGGACAAGGGUGUGCAAAGCUUGGAUCCGAAGUUCGCGGCCUUGGCACUGAUGUGGCCAUUGUAAGCAGUAUGGUUUUCUUGGCUCAAUUUAUUUUAUCAAUGUGCAUGGGUACAAUUGUGAAGGUUUCAGGAACCACAACCGCUGUUGUCAGUACAGCAAGCUUUUUAAGUUUAUGCGGGGCCUUUUCAGCCACAAAAAUUAUGUACUUAGAUUUAUAAAAUACUUAUUAUUUUAAUUGCAGCUUAAUUCAGGGAUGCAAACAAAUUCUGAAUAGUAUGAUAUUGCGAAUAUGACGUACAUACUAUAUAUCUAUUUGGGAGCAAUGACACCAAAUAAAUAUAAAACCUCCACAUAUGAAAACAUGUUUGUCUGACUAGAACAGGAACACUAUCAAAUUUAGCCGUGAGCCAAUGAUAAUUUGGCUAUUUAUAGCCUGUACCCAAAGGGUAAAAGACUAUACUAUUUUUGUGCAAAUAUAUGUAACAGGCAGAAGGAGGCUUUGCGGACCCCACAAAGUAUAUAUAUUCUUGAGCAGGGUGACAAGACGAGUCGAUAUAGCCAUGUUCGUCUGUCCAUCCAUCUGUAUGAACGCAAGGAUCUCAGAAAGUAUAAGAGCUAGAAUAACCAAAUCUGAUAUCUAGAUUCUCCAAAGUUCGAAAAAUGACGAGAUUGUGAUUUUUUCUCUGAUGCACCCCCCUCACACCCCCGCUAUUUGUGUUUUUUCCAUACGUAACUGUAAUUCUAAUAUGUAUCCGUAUGGCAAGUUUCAUCAUGAUAGGCCAAUUCUGAAGAAAGUUAUAGCAAUAACUAAAAUCGUUGCCUAUGUGCUGCCUGUUCCUCUGCCCGCAGCGCUGCCCGCAGCUGUUGUUGUUGUUGCUGCUUUGGUUCAGCUGUGUGCUGCAUACAUACACUCAUAUAA
Molecule: messenger RNA, 2615 nt
Organism: Scaptodrosophila lebanonensis
Lineage: Eukaryota; Metazoa; Arthropoda; Insecta; Diptera; Drosophilidae
Gene: lovit
Product: proton-associated sugar transporter A
Exons: 7
Coding region: 25-1914 (629 amino acids)
Cellular component (GO): membrane
Molecular function (GO): sucrose:proton symporter activity
Source: RefSeq, a predicted model, not a curated record